Aphanomyces astaci is the source of this 339-nucleotide messenger RNA. RefSeq lists its product as hypothetical. Lineage: Eukaryota; Oomycota; Saprolegniomycetes; Saprolegniales; Verrucalvaceae. The transcript is spliced from 2 exons. The coding region runs from base 1 to 339 and encodes 112 amino acids. The record is from RefSeq and is a predicted model, not a curated record.
AUGUGUUUGAUCCGCGUGCAAUCGCAAGAUACCAUGAAGGACAGCCAAGACGAUACCGCAGGAGGGGGCGUUGCUGCCGCGCUAGGCCUUCGAGAAGUUAUCCGCAACAGCGGGGAAGUUGUCGAAGCAGGGUUUGAUGGAGACGUAGCCGCGAUGACUGCGCUGUUGACGAAAGGGUUUCACGUCGAGAGCGAAGAUGGCCACCGCCACACUGCUCUCUCUGAAGCGGCGUGUCAAGGGCAUGUGGAAAUGCUACAGUGCUUACUCUCCUUGGUACACCUUGACGACGCUAUGGCAUCAUCAUUUGUCCAUGACGACUUGCCUACACUGGGGCUGUAG